AUAUGGCGCCGAUAUGUUAGUGUGUUGACGUAACUGCUAGCUAACACCUAGCCCGCAAAUUACCUAAAAAUACGCUGUUUUAACAACCAGCGGAUAACAGUGACUUUUAUUUAGUUGUAUUAGUUAACUGCAGUGCUGUUUUUCAAACGUUCUUUGUCGAAAAACAAUGAAUUACACUACGAAGGUGGUCCAGGUGACCAAUGUGUCGCCUAGCACCACAUCGGAGCAGAUGAGAACACUGUUCGGUUUCCUGGGAACCAUCGAAGAACUGAAGCUGUUUCCUCCAGAUGACUCUCAGAUGCCUGUGACAUCGCGGGUGUGCUUUGUGAAGUUCCAGGAGCCAGAGUCUGUUGGCGUGUCCCAACACCUGACUAACACCGUGUUUGUGGACAGAGCAUUGAUUGUGGUCCCGUUUGCCGAAGGAUCUAUUCCAGAUGAGGCUAAAGCUUUGUCACUGUUGGCGCCAGCAAACGCUGUUGCAGGAAUCCUGCCAGGAGGAGGACUUCUCCCGCUGCCCAAUCCCAUGUCCAAUCCAGCUAUGGGAGGAAACCCUUUCGGUGUUCCGAACAUGGAUGCGAUGGCUGCAUUUGGAUUCCCGGGACACAAUAUGAACCCACAGGCUGCUGAUCAGCUGCUAAAGUUCAUGACCGAUCCAAAACUGAAUCCUUUGGCUGCAGGCUUGAACCUAAGUGCGAGCCUGAAGGCUGACGCAUCCAAUAAAGAGAUCGAAGAGGCCAUGAAGAGAGUGAGAGAGGCUCAGUCGCUCAUAUCUGCUGCUAUUGAACCAGGAAAUAAAGAGAGCAAAAAGAAGCGCUCUCGCUCUAGAUCCAGGUCCAGGAGGAGGAGAUCCAGGUCACGUUCAAAACACAGGAGAACCAGGAGCAAAUCCCGGCGGCGGUCAAACUCCAGAAGCAGGCGGCGCUCCAAAAGCCCACGCAGGAGACACACCGACUCCAGAGACCAAAGCAGGCCUUCUCCGAGCAGAUCCAGGGAUAGAAAGAAAGAUGAUUCAGGGAAAAGACGAUCCAAAACCCCGCCUAAAAGCUACAGCACCACCAGGAGGUCACGCAGCGAGGAACGGAGACGCAGGAAAAGUCGCAGCAAGAGCCGAUCUCUCCCGAAAAAAAAGACUCCAUCUCCUCGACGACACAAGAAGGAAAAGAAGAAGGAUAAGGAAAGGGACCGGGAGCGCAAGAGUGAUAAAGAGCGCAACCGAGAGGAACGUGAACGCUCCACCAGCAAGAAGAAGAAGAGUAAAGACAAAGAACGAGAUCGGGAGAGGAAAUCGGACGGAGAGAAAGGAGAUAUCAAGGUCAGCAAGAUCACCAGGGAUUAUGAUGAGGAAGAACAAGGCUAUGACAGCGGGAAGGAGCGAGAGGACAGGAAAGAUUCUGACGACUCUGCUUUGUCUCCUCAGUCUGUAGAAGGUAACGGCACCGCGCGGCAGGCCAAAGUAAACGGAGCGGACGAUCACCAUGAAGAGGACAUGGAUGUCAGUGAUUAGGUCGUCCAUCUUGGUCCCUUUUUUUUCUCUGUUUUGGUUGUAAACAUGUUGUUCCCCACUGGGGUCAAUUUAAAAUGUGAAGUGAGCGUCAAAUGUGUAGAUUUUUCGCACAGAAGAGUCAUUUACUAAUGUUUGCAAACGUGUACAAUGCUGUAUCGAGAUUUUGCAGAGUUUGCCAGAAGAUAUGUCACACAGCUCUAAAGAACCCUCAUGCUUUCUGCCUCUACAAUCAGUCAGUUAAAACUGGAUAUAGGCUUGCUUUGCUUUUCUCGAGCUUGUCACUUUUUACACAUAUUUUAUCUUUUACAAUAUUUUUGUGUUGUGGUGUGUUGUUCAGGCCUUUUCCCUCAACUUCUCGAAACAGUUAAUACGUUUGUUUCUUAUUUGAAAUUGUCGAUUGUUUUAUCAAGGAUUUCUUUUAUAAUAAAGCCUAUUUGGAAAAAAACGAGACUUUUUC
Messenger RNA from Eleginops maclovinus (Patagonian blennie), 1961 nucleotides. Its product is annotated as serine/arginine-rich splicing factor 11-like. The transcript is spliced from 12 exons. Gene Ontology annotation, molecular function: RNA binding. The record is from RefSeq and is a predicted model, not a curated record. NCBI's taxonomy places the organism in Eukaryota, Metazoa, Chordata, Actinopteri, Perciformes, Eleginopidae. Gene Ontology annotation, cellular component: nucleoplasm. Bases 167 to 1504 code for a protein of 445 amino acids.